Molecule: messenger RNA, 1573 nt
Organism: Neogale vison (American mink)
Lineage: Eukaryota; Metazoa; Chordata; Mammalia; Carnivora; Mustelidae
Gene: SRA1
Product: steroid receptor RNA activator 1
Exons: 5
Coding region: 678-1355 (225 amino acids)
Biological process (GO): regulation of transcription by RNA polymerase II
Cellular component (GO): nucleus
Source: RefSeq, a predicted model, not a curated record
UGGUGGCUGCCUGUAGUCACAUGAGGACUUGGUGUGGUGUAAAUCUGAUUUCAUUCUUUCAACAAAUGUAUUUUCUGAGGUCUGUGUGCUAGACAGUGUGGAUAUAAAGUACGGGUUCCACCUUCAGAAGGGGAGAUGAACAAGCGUUAAAUGAGGUAGAAGAUAAUAGGUAGUACAACUAGGCAAUCUCAGGGUUGUGGAGGCUCCAGUGAGAUUCUUAACCUAACCUAAGUACUGAAAGGAAAUCAACACUAGUUACUGAGCUUAGAGAGUAUAAAUGUGUAGGGCCGUAGACAGAGGUGAGUUUCUAGAGUUCCACCUUGCUAGAUCACACAGGGACAUUUGUGGGGCAGGAGUUUCUGGUGGUUAAAAUGUACUCCUGAGAACAACUGUGACAGUUUGAACCUGCAGGGGAUUAGGACUCCUAGACCGCCGCCUUUUGGAAAACAGCCCCCUUCGGUGCCUUGUGAUCAGGGCCCCGAUGCCUCAUUAGCUGGAGAUUUCGAGUACUUUAGGGAGCUGAGGCAGCAUUCCCACAGCGGCUCCUCCCGGGAUUUCUGAACAGCCAUACGACGUAACGGGUUCCUAGCUACCAGUCGGCCCGGGGGUGGCACCCGCUCGGGUGAACGGCCGCCCCGGAAGUGACGCGCUGUGCUGCUGGCCUUGCGGAAGUGGAGAUGGCGGAGCUGUAUGUGAAGCCGGGCAACAAGGAGCGUGGCUGGAAUGAUCCCCCGCAGUUCUCCUACGGGCUGCAGACCCUGGCUGGUGGACCCAAGCGCACGCCGCUCACCAAGAGGGUCGCUGCUCCCCAGGAUGGCUCCCCCAGAGUCUCCCCCUCACAGACUUCUCCCGGGCCUCCCCCAAUGGGACCUCCACCUCCUUCCAUUAAGGCUCUCGGGCCUCCACCCACCGGGAACUGUCCUGCCUCCAGUGCGGAGCCAACAAAUUUCCCAGUCAUUGAAGCUGAAACUUUGCUGGAAGAUGUGCUCAAACCUUUGGAAGAGGCACUGGAGGACUGCCGUGGCCACACAAAAAAGCAAGUAUGUGAUGACAUCAGCCGACGCCUGGCUCUGCUGCGGGACCAAUGGGUUGGAGGGAAGCUGUCAGUGCCUGUGAAGAAGAGGAUGGCUCUGCUGGUGCAAGAGCUUUCAAGUCACCAGUGGGAUGCAGCAGAUGACAUUCACCGCUCACUCAUGGUUGACCAUGUAACUGAGGUUAGCCAGUGGAUGGUGGGAGUUAAAAGAUUAAUUGCAGAAAAGAGGAAUCUGUCUUCAGAGGAAGAGACCAAUGAAGAGAAAUCUACAGCCAUAGCUGAGGAGAACCAGACAAUACCAGGUGUCCAAGAGGCUCCAUAAUCCUGGAUCCUGACUCACCUCACACCAUUUCUUAUGCCUUGGCACAGAGGCCUUCUCUCACCUGGCUCCCUCUUACCAUUUGGGAGACUGUCUGCCUCCUUGUGAUCCUUGGCCUCAUCCACCCAUCUCUGGGGGAAGAGGUGUCAGCCACCUGGGCCACAGGGAAGUCACCUGUUACCCAUAACAUAUGCAUUUCAAUAAAAACAUCUUAAUAGUGG